AUGGCGGACAGCCAUCAAGAAAAUGAAGAUAAUACAGGCAUUCCAGAUACAAACGAAGGGGAUUCCAACGACGUCGAAGACGCAGAUGAAGUAAUUUAAAAUUACAAUAGUGUUCUUUUCUGUUCGUUUAUUAGCAUUGCGAUUUCAUGUCACAAAAUGAAAAAUAUUAUGCCCGCAGGAUUUCGAGGUUGUCUAUCUUCAGUAGUUUAUUGACUAGGUUGUAUCUGAACGACACAAGAGUUUAUUGAUUCUUUCUCUUAGGAUCUACAGGUUGACCUAGAUCUAGGUGAACUGGACCUCACGUCUCAAGAUGAAUUUAUUUUAGACGAAGUUGAUGGUAUGGAAGGAAAAGUGGAGCAUAUCUUUAUAAAAGUUCAUGAUUGUCAGAAUGUUUAUAAAAUUAAACUCAGAAUGGUUUAAAACUAGUUUUCGAUUUUUUUUUAUCCGCUGCAGAAAAAUAUUUCUAACUUUAACCAAGAAAAAUAAAAAUGGAUUUAGUUAGAAAACGGCAGAAAUUGAUUCUAGGAAUUGACAUUCGUCAGAGGAACAAACAAGGCCGUGUCAUAUUAUGUAAAAGUUUUGCUCAUUUCUUUUUUUCAUUUUAACAGUGCACAUACAAGAAAAUUUAGAGGACGAGUUGGUAAAGGAAGCUUUGGAAAAAGUAAGCAGAAUGGUAUUUUUAUUUUUUGGAAAAAGAGGCUGGGAAAUGUAAAAGAGGUGCUUCUGAAAAAUGCAUUUGUUCAGUUACCCUUUUUUUCUAAGAUGCAACACAUCCUUAGCCGCUCUUUUAAUAGUUUACUAAUUGCCAUUAUGUAAUAGUAUCCUGUGCCUUAUUGAUCAUUAUUUUAAAAUUCAGGGAGUAGACCUCCGGCAGUAUUCAAGACAGAUUGAGGGAGACCUACAUGAGGUUGAAAAUGCAUCAAUUCUGGACUGUAUCCUACGCUUUUAGAAGUCUUAUUCACUUAUUGAUUACAACUGGAUUCAUACAGUGCAUAAUUUAGUAACUCUAUUUUAUUUUACUGCCUGAGCAUUUUCAUAUACUGAUUGAUUUCCUUUGAAAUCCAUUUUAUUUAAAAUUUUUUUACUUGACUGCAAUCAAAGAUAUCAAAGAAAGUGAGAAUAUUGCAAGCCUUCACAACCAGAUUGCCUCCUGUGACACGAUUCUUGCAGUGAGUUGAUAUUUUCAGUAUGAUAUUUAUCAGGUUUCCCAUCAAAUACAGUUUCAGUUAAUACCUGGUACAUUUUCAACAAGUUUUGAAGAAAAAUGCACAAAGUAAAAACUUUUUGCCAUCUAUGGACAGUUCUAAUUUUUUGUACCUUUCUUCUUACCCUUUCUUUCUUGGUUUGGUCUUGAUGAUUUCAAGGUACCCUAGUCUACAGUACAUUGUUUAUUUCAAUGACAAAAUCAUUAGUAUCAAAAGUAUUUUCUCUACAUCCUUUAAUAUACUGCAACUCUUUUCAACAUUCAUUCAAACAGAAGACAACACAAACAAUGCCAAGCCUCAGUUUAUAGAUUCAAUUCUUUUGCUUUAACCCUUUAACUCCCAGAUCAAAUUUGUUAUUCUCCUUACUGUCAACCAUACAAUUCUUACAAUGUUAAUUCAGAGAAUUUAGUACCGGAUCAACUAAUUAUCCCCAGGUUGAUAUUUUUCUUUAUUCUCAUCACUUAUCUGGUUGAUAUUGUAUUGAUAUUGUAAGGAGAAAUUCUGUCUUGGUCACUCAAGGGAGUUAAAGGGUUAAAGAAAAGAUGUAUCAACUUAAGUUAGUUCUUUUCUUGUUUUGCAGAGUAUGGAAAAGAUGCUCACAAGUUUCCAGGUAUGAACAUAUGAGGCUGAUUAUUUACAUGAGGUCUAACCCAAACCAUGGUUUUUAGGCAACCAAUGAUCCUCAGGCUUUCUCUUUAAGAGGGUUGAUUUCAUAGAAUAAAUGGCUUUCCACUGUAAGCUUAAAUAAAUGUUGAAAGGUCCAGCUAAAUUGAGGAUUUUUUAGGACACAGUUUUAUUAAACAGCAGCUUAACUAUCUUUAAAUGAUUGGCCCAUAAUAACAACUUGUUUUUGAGUUAAAUUUUCUGAACAAAUAUCAAACUGUAUCUGUAGUUCCUCUUUGUAUGUUCAAAAUGAGAACUAGAUAAAAAUGAAGAUCAAGCUCGUUCGAACGCUUCAAAAUCAUCAACAUAUUUGGUUGUGCUUUUUGCUGUAAAUUUAUCAUAUCACAGGCCUAUUCCUGUUUUAAUUGUAGUGUGUUCUUUUUUGGAAUUAAUUGUGAUUUAGCAAUGGUUAAGUAGGCAGUCAUGCACAGCAAUCUACAAGUUAAAAAUGGGGAUACACAACAUUAAAAUAUAUCCUUGCUUGUUUCCAUCCAUUUGCCAGGAAGAUCUUGGUAGCAUAAGCUCAGAAAUCCAAACUCUCCAAGAACAGUCUUUAUCAAUGAACAUAAAGCUAAAGAAUAGACAGGUGAGUAGUCAUUACAUGUUGAGAAACUACUUUUCACCAAGCUAUAAACGUAAGCAGAACUCUGAGCAUGUACCAUAAGCAUUUUAGUUCAUUUGCAUUCAAAGUCUAUCUUAUUACAUGUAUGUAUGUUUGUUCAAUCCUGGAGGUCAUUUCAAACUUGACACUAACCUUGAGCCUUGACUUGAUUUCAUAUUAUUAAUUAUUUAAAUUUUUAAGUCUUAAACUUGUUCUCACAUUCAAUUCUUUUUUAAUUUCCUCUAUCUCUUCAUGUUGCAUUCUGUUUUGUGCUGUUUUGUUCCUUAAAUUACUUCCUGUUCUUCCAUCCUCCUCUCUUCAAUUUUCUUUACCCUAAUGUUCUCCUUUCAAUCUUAGUCCUCAAAAUCUUUCCACCCUGUUUUUUUUUUCUUUCCAUCUUGAGAUAUGACUUCUCUGUACUUUGAUUGACUCCAGUUUUAUCCUUUAUUUCUCUCCUCAGGCUAUCAAGGGUGAAUUGAGUCAGUUUGUUGGUGACAUAGUGGUACCACCCUCCAUGAUUACGUAAGUAAACCACAUUUUCCCACAAUUUACGCAGUUGCUGUUACUCUGCCUUCUCAUUGGCUACUUGUGGUUGGCUAUUGUGAUAGUUACAGCAAUCGCUCUGACGAAUGGCUAACGCUCGAAACGUCAGCCUUUAAACUCUCUGCGGUGGUCAAUGUACGUUUUCAACUCAGUUGUUAACACUAGAUUACCUGUUAUACUCUCCCACCGACGCAGCACCACUUUCUUUAGAAACGUAGCCCCUUUAUUGUGAUAGAUAACUUUGGUUUUACGACGCUCAAUCGAAAAGCACUCUAUUCAUGGAAUGACUGUCUGACGGAUAAUCUCGAUCUUUCUUUAUAACUAGAGGAUACUUUUGGUCUUCGUUAUUUCUUUUUCUAAAAAAUUCAUAAUUGAGAAUGUGGACACCAGUCAGACUCCUGAUUAAUAUCCUGCAGUGUCCUUUUUCAGUUUUCUAGGCUGACAUCAACCAGACAAACUUUCAUGAACAUCCCCGGUCAAAAGAGAAAAAGAUGGUCAUGAGUCAAAUCACGCCUAAUCCUGGAUAUCUCAAACUUCCUUUUCUCUUAAACUUGGUUCGAACCUGUUUUAAAGUUUCGUUCGAAACGUCAUGUCUGUUAUAGGAAGGGGUAAUUAUUGAAUAACACUUUAAAAUAUGUACAAGAAAAAACGAAACUUUGUACGUAUCCUCAGUUGCUAAAUUAUUUGGCUUAUACAAAAAUGGGUGACGGAACCUGCAGUGCUCAAAAUUCUCCUUUGAUAUUUCGUAAGGUUAUGCUGUUUUUUUGUUUUACCGGUUUAUGUAAUACUGCACGUAAUUUCAUGGUAGGGUGAUUUCAUUUAUAAUCGAAAUUAGUCGAAAAGCCGUUGUAAAAUGCGACUUUCUCAUCCCUUUUUUAAACUUUGAAAAUCCAAAUUCGUGGAGGUUUGCAUCUUUUAAGCGAAAAAGCAACAAGUUCGUCAUCGUCAAAGAGUGCAAUAAUGGGCUGUUUGUUGAUAAACUGAAAGAUGAUGCCGCGAAAAACAGUAAAAUUAAAAUUAGCAUGUUGAGCAUGCUGUUUUUGUAUUGACGUAGGACAAGAUACGUGUCAAAAUUUCGUUUUAAAAUGAAUAUGCGUGGUCCUAAUUAUUUAGUCAAGUUUUUGAUAGUAUGUAUAGAGCACGUCGGUCUAGUAAGUUGAUACUAAAACACCAACCACCGUCACUCGAUUCAGCUUCGUUUUUGUAAGACAAUGUUGAAUGCCUCUGAUCCAAAUUACGAUUUUUAUCUGACGAUAAUCGUGGACAAAGCAUACUGGUCGAGUUUGGCUGCAGCAGGAUUCAUUUUAGCGAGUAUCAUCAUUAUAGCAAAUUCAGCCCUGCUCUUCACGACAUAUAAAGAUCCUCAAAAGUCGCUCCGAAAAUUACCUGCGGUUUUACUGAUCACAAAUUUGAGCCUGUCUGAUCUUCUGUUGGGGUCUUUGAAUGUUUUCCUGGUUGCUUUGAGAGAUGUGUUUCGAUCUAGACUCGAACACAUACCUCACAUUGUGGUUUUUAAGUCGAUCGUGUACACAGUGCUCUCUACGACUCUAUUUGUAAGCAGUUAUUCCAUUAUCGCCAUGUCAAUAGCUUGUUACGUGGCGAUCAACUAUCCCGUGGAUUAUAAAUCAAUUAUUACAAAGGGAAGACUCAAGGUGUUUAUCGCUGUACUAUGGUUUGCAUCCAUCGCAAUGUGUUCACUUCCUCUAACUCGCUUAUCAGAGGAAACGUACACACUUAUAUACCUUCAUACUCACAUUUCUCUGCCUGCCGUAUUUUUAACGUUCAUCUACGCCAACGUUUUCCUCUCUCUCGUUUCUCAAACGCGUGAACUUCAAACUGGUAGGUACGAUUCUGUCGCGAGGUACUCCUUAGAACGUGAGAGACGAAUGGCCAUUACAAUUGCAAUCAUUCUAGCGUUAUUUUACAUCACAUAUAUUCCACAAUACGUCACUCUUCAUUUGUUGUACUUUUGCAAUCGCUGCCAGCAAUCGGUAACUUUUCACAAGAUCGACGUAGCGUCUUCCAGAUUUCUGUACAUAAAUUCGGCCAUAAAUCCCUUCAUCUACGCUUGGAGAGUCUCCCAGUAUCGCCGAGCGUUUUUACAAGUUUGGCAGAGUUUUUUCGGAACCUUAGGAGCUACUUCACAAUCUUCAUCGUCGCUCAACUCAACGCAGAGACGUACUACUUUUAGUGCACACAGUCCAGGGAAAGGAAGACCUUUGUAUAGCGAGGCAAAGGCUGAUUAUGAAAGAUGUGGAACAACCAGCGUUUGAAAUGCGAAAAGGGCAACAUUCGGUAAUCACUUAUUGAUGACAGAUUUUAGGAUGGAGUUGAUUUACAGUAAAAAGUUCCCGUUUUUUCCAGCACUGUUUUAGUUCAAUGAUUGCCUAAGCGAGAAGGAUAUCGAACCCUGCUAGCUCGACGCACCGAGAAGCUCGAGUUAGCAGACUGAAAGUGAAAAAAAGUGUUCCUCAAAGGAAAUGGCUUCAAAUUCGAGCUGGCGAAAGGUUCGAAUUAACUGCUUUCAAGCCGUCUACCCUUCAAAGUUCGCUUUAACUUAUCAAUUGUUAAUGUCAAUUAUUAAUGAAAAAUUGCCAACAAAUUAAAAUGAUAAACAAACCAAUUCAUUAGUGUGAGCACUUGUGCUUUUUCUCACCUGAGUUAAUUACGUAUGUAAGUGCAAAUGCAAACAGCUUCCAGGCUGUUACGUGCGCAGGUAUCGGCUCAAUUCCUUUUGAAAUCUCGGUAGAAUCUCACGAUUGAUGUUCACGCUUUUUGUUUUUCACUCUCUUUUUUCCGUAGAUGGAAUUCUCUUUUGUAAUUGUAAUGAAGUUGUAGUUUGGUGUGUCUGAAUAAAUUUGCCGUGUCGUGGUCUGUUCUUAACCAGUCUCGCUUUUUCAAUUUCAAGACUCGAAAACUUGAUUCGCAGCCGUUUUGAUUGAGCUAAGUUUUUUAAUCAGUUUGAAAUCAUUCUUAUUUUUUCCCUUGGAAAUAGUAUCUGUAGAAUUAAACAUCCUUGAAGUGCAGAACAAAUAUCUUAACUUACCGCCUCACCCGUACGAUACAAUUAUCUCUUGAGAGAUUCAUUCUGAGCUAGGACGUGCAUUAUGAUUCUCGCACACAGUAAAGGGUCUUCCAAGUUUUCCCUUCAGCUUCUCGACUUCCCCUUUGAACUCAUUGGAAGUCUUGAUUACUUAACUUCAGAUUUUACGACACGCAGUCGAAAAACGCGUGGGAGAGUUUUUCUGGUAGUGGUAAAAUAAAUUUUUAUAUUACAGACACAUUAAUGAGACACCAGUGACAGAGCAGGCAUUCAUUGAACAACUGCACGAGUUACACCACAAGAUCGACUUUGCAAAGGAGCAAUCUUUUAAAGGGGCUCUCUCGGUCAAUGAUGUGGGACAUAUACUGGAGAUGCUGAAAGGCAAGGUAAUGUACUAGACGUGAAGUUCAUUGUUUGUGGAUUCAUAGUACUGCCCGGUCAGACAGUCGCACUCAAACGGCGUAAACCCAUUUCAUUUCUCAUCGACCGUUGAACGUCGAAGGCUCAAGAUCACCGAUUCUCAGGUCUGACUAUUUAAGCAAAGUUUGGCUGUUGUUUAACAGAUCCGCGUCCUAUACAAUUCUUAAUUUAGCUAAACCUUUUAUCUGAACCUUUAAAUUUGUGAACAACGAAUAAAUCAACUCUCGUGUAGAGAAAGCCUGAGCUAGGCCCACCGAUUACGUAAAACCGUGGUGUAGGUUAGACCUUGAGUGAAUAACGGGGCCUCAGGGUUUGGUUAUUCUCUGAAACUCUUUUUUGCGAGUUCGCGACCCAUUCCUUGGGACUUCCAUCCGUCGUUUUAGGCCCAAAUGUAUGAUUUUCCAAACGGAUUCAUGAUUCCCUUCAAUACUUACUUUCAAAAGAUCCUAAUUAAGACUAAUAACAGGUUAAUUAGUGUAAGUAUCUGAUAAAUGAUCUCUUUUGAGAACAAUACCUAGAGUGUAAUGACAUGCAAAUAUCCUCCUUUGUUUUAUAACCAAUUUCUCAAGCGUUAUUGUAAAACCGUACCAUGAAUUUACUGUUCUAUUCAUUUCCAGGCAGUGCACAAGAUACGAGACUAUGUUUUGCAGAGGAUAUAUCAAUUUCGUCGCCCGAUGACUAAUUAUCAGAUUCCACAAAAUGCCUUACUCAAAUUUAGGUAUUUCAUUUUUUUCAGUGUAAUAUUAUGUCGGUACUGUUUUGAACUGAGCGUCAAAUCUACGUAUUUGUUUUACUUUUCAUCGCUCAGUUACUAAUGUAAAAACCUCGCUCCAUUUUCUCGCCAAUUAAUGUCACGGGAAAGCAAAACUCGUGGAAAUGGUGGAAGGAAGAGACAGCCCAACUUUUAGUUAUAAGCUUAGAAUUAACAUCAAAUAGAGAAAAUUUAAAGAAAAGCUCACCUUGUCUAAAUGGUGAUUUGGUUUUAAUCAAUUGAGUUGAUAAUGUAAAUUGGCUACCGUAAAGAGUUUCUAAAGCUUACAAUUCCAGUAUGUACGCUUCGUCUUUCGCUCUGACGAAGGGCUAACGCUCGAAACGUCAGCUUCAGAAACUCUUUACAGUGGCCAAUUUACGUUAAAACAAACUAUCUUGAAAUACUCUCCACCAACACUGAACUAAAAUUAAUUCAGAAAGUUACCCCAUUCCCUCCGAAUAGUGCUUGAGUGACAGAUGCCGACUGAAGCUUGUUCAUUUUCUUAUCGUUGCCAGGUAUUUUAAUGAAUUUCUUAUGGCGCAUCAUCGUCAAGUUGCGAGGGAAAUAAGGGAUGAGUACAUCGACACCAUGAGCAAGAUUUAUUUCUCAUAUUUUAAAACGUACAUUUCCAAACUUCUCAAGCUGCAGGUGAGCAAAUAUCACCUUUUCUUGGUUGAUUUCCUCCCCAUUUUUUUUUUUUGUAAGCACGCGAAAAUUUUUGCCAUUAGUGAAGCAGCUUGGAUCACACAUCACAACUUUCCGUGCUCAAGGGGUCAAGUUGUUCUGUAACAAAGGACUCGCCAAGUUCUGAAUCCUUCUCGCUAAUAUUAUCUUAUGUCACUCUGGAUUAAAAAAAUAUCUCUCGUUUUUCUUUAUGACUGCAACAAUUUCAAGUUGACGCGUAACCUUUAAGCCAACAUAGUGUCCAAUUUUUUUCAUUUGUGCAUUUAUCAUUGUAAUUUUUUUUCUCAGUUUGAAGAACAGGCGGAUAGAGACGACCUUAUGGGAAUAGAGGAUAACGCUAAGAGAGAUAUCCUUUUCCAAAUGAAUAUGUAAUUUUUUUUAGUUGUAUUGGUGUAAUUUGUGAUGGCAUUGUGAAUAUGGCUUAACCUUUCAACGGGGAUCUUAUUCAAUUUUAUGAGUGUAGCAUUAUCAGCUGAACCGGAUUUUUCCUUAAUUCUUUUUAAGUAUUUUCUCUGGAAGAGUUGCUUUAAAGAAUCGUUCCACAAUUUUUACUCUAGGAAGUCGUGGCAGUGUUUUAACAUCAGAGUUAGAAGAACCCGUGAUCGUGCCUCAUGCGGCGCAAAAGAGCGAAAAGAAGGUGAGAGAGUCAAUGACCACACUGAAACAGAAUGUCUACUGUUAAAAAGCUUUCAUUUACUUCAACAUUUGCUUAAAAUUUGCUAUUCGUUGACCAUCGCAUAAUAAAAAAAAACUAUUGGAAUUUUUUUGCAGCAGUAACUUGUUAUCUCGAAUUCUGAUUUAGCCGAGGCGGGUUGAUUUCCACUACACUAAUAUAUUUUGCACUGGGUUGUGUGGUUAUUGACGCGUCUUGUUGUCUCACACUUACCGUCAAUUUAUUUCGGGGGAAAUGUAGCGUAAUUGGUUGAACUUUACCCAUGAUGAUGGAGAGUAUUUUGAACUGUUUGUUAAUCUCUUCUUUUUACAGUACUCCUUUGAAAGUCUGUUUCGCAGCAUGCACUUUGCUUUACUGGACAACAGCUGCCGUGAAUACCUAUUCCUAGCUGACUUUUUCAUGGUACAGAAAAACUCAGCAAGAGAUCUGUUUACCGCUGUGUUCGGCAAAACAUUAUCCUUAUUUCUGGUAAGUUAUGUCAUAGAGGUUUGUUUCAAAGAGAUCUUUUGAGAGACAUAAAAUGAAACCGGCGAAGGUGCUUUCAGUUUUCCCAUUGUUGUCAAGUCGUUACAGUGACUGUUAACAAAGGUGUUGUGUCUCUGAAGAGACCGAAACGUUUUAAUUUUUUUAUUUUUAUCAUUAUUUUACCACUGUUUUUUCCCUGCUAAAAUAUUUUUCAGAGAGUGGGCUGAAGUACUUACUAAUUUGGUUUGCCUUUGUUUUCCAAAUCAGAAACAAAUGGACACAUAUUUGGAGAGCUGUUUUGACGCUAUUGGAAUCUUCCUGUGUAUACACAUUGUACACCGAUACAGAAUACUGAUGCACAAGAGAAGCGUCCCGGCUCUGGACAAGUAAGUGAUUAUCAACCAGGAAAGAGUACCUGGAUUAACCGCUUAAGUCCCAAGAUUUGAUUGUUAAUUCUCCCCUCUAACUGCAACACAUCUCCUUGUAAAUCCGCAGUUACGAGAAUUUGGUGUUGGAUCAAGAUAAGAACUUCCACCCGAUUAGUUUGAAUAUUCUCAUUACCUGUGUACAGGAUAAUGUUUGGAUAUUGUAGGGAGAAGUUACAUGUUAAUCACUUUUGGGGGUUAAAGGGUUAUUAGUGAAAGCGGUUAACAUAAAGUUUGCUUUGUCAUCAGCCAAACUGUUCAAUCACGUAAUAGUUGUUCAUAAGAAGUCUACCUUGUGAUCAUCUGUAAUAUUAUGUGGCUAUUCUCACCAGGUAUUGGGACACAGUGCUGGAAAUGUCAUGGCCACGUUUCACGUACGUAGUAGAGUUAAAUGUUGACAGUGUCCGUAACACAGAUCCUCAAAGACUUGGAGUGAUCGACAUCAGACCACAUUACGUAAGCAUGGCUUCUAACUAUUCUUUGCAUUUUUACCGGCUUCGUAGAACACCGUGUAACAAAAAAAGUUUAUAUACUCUCGCGUUACGUAUGAUAAUGUUCAUCUCUUUCACACGUGACUUGAGCCAAACGCGUGACGUGCACAGAUUUUUAUAUGAAAGUCUUGAAGUGUAGUAUUAAAUUGCUUGUAGAAAGUAAUCUUGAUUUCUUCAGGGUAAUUUAGUGUAAUCAAAUGAGUUGAUAACGUAAAUUGGCCACCGUAAAGACUUUAAAGACUGGCGUUUCAAGCGUUGGCCCUUCGUCAGAGCGAUCGUAUCGUUAAUCAGUGUAAUCAGUUGAUUACACUAAAUUACCCUGUUACACUCUCCCACCAACACAUCACCACAGUCUCUUUAGAAACUUAGCCCCUUUAUUUAUUUAUCUUGAUUUAUUCAGUCUUCUUCAAAUGUGUUUUUUUUAGAUAACCCGUCGAUAUGCAGAGUUUUCUGCCGCGAUUGUCAGCUUGAAUGAAAGUUUUCCAGAUGAGAAGGUUAGAAUAAUUAAAUUUAAUUCACUUACUGUGACCUCUUUCUUAAUUUUAUUUUGUACUUUAGGUGAAAAAUUUCCUGUGGUAAUCUCCUCUAUUACCAAUUUUUUUUCAAGGUAAACAAAGUCCUUGCAGCUUUACAAGUCGAGGUCGAGAACUUCAUUUUGCGUAUGGCCGCCGAGUUUCCUCUAAGGAAAGAACAGCUUAUUUUCCUAAUCAACAACUACGAUAUGAUGCUGGCUGUUUUACUGGUAUGUUGACACAAAAACACCCGAUUUAAACUACUAUGAAUAGUAAAUGCCCGACGGUAAAAGCGAAAGUGGUUUAUGGCCGGCUAAUAGGAUCUAGAAAAUGUGAGGGUUGAAUUCUUUUCGGGGUCAUUUUUUCUUGGUUGGCUGUGUGAAUUUUGUUGUGCUUGUUUGUUUGUUUGUUUUGGAGUACAAUAAAUGCACACUCUGUUGUGCCAACAUUUUAUCUGUUCUCUUUUUCAGGAGAGAACAUCUGAAGACUCCAAAGAGGUGGAAAGUUUUCAGCAGUUACUCACGGCCAGAAUUCAGGAGUUUGUUGAAGAGGUAUGACCUGACUCUGUUCUUAUAGUGUAGAGAAAUUUGACUCAGUGAUUUUCAUUAAAUUAGUCUCGUGAUUUUAAUGACUGCUUUUUUGUCUUUAAUUUUGCCCUAGAAGUGCAAGCCUUUGAUUGAGAAUGAAAAUAAUUUUAAAUUACUUUUCUGUGUGUAGGCUCUCUCUCCCGCUUUUGGUGGAAUGGUUGCCUUCGUUAAAGAGACAGAGCCUCUUUUGGAACGAGGACAAGGACAAGUUAUCAGGCCAGAUGAAAGUAUGUCGGCUUUUCAGUAUUUGCUUCGCUGAUAUAUUCUUUAUUUAUGUACUCAUUUCUAUUUUGUGUACUGUACAAGCCGAAAAUCUCUUGGCUCUAAUGGUGACUUUUGUUGUGGUUUUCAAAACGUCAGCGGGCGUCACCACCGACAAUUGCUUCCAGGGCCACUCUUACACUGUGGGACACACCACACAACGAGUUGUAUAUCUUCGGCCUGUUACUGAUUUCUUGUUUCCAUUUAGAACGCAUUCAACAACUUGUGCGUGGUUUCGCAUCGGACUGGAAAAGGUCAAUUGAAAAUAUAAAUCAAGAGAUAAUGAGAUCGUUCUCCAACUUCAAGAAUGGUACAACAAUUCUGCAGGUAUCACGUUCACAAAGAGUAGCUACUCGCAAAGUGAAUUAAGUCUUCGGUAUUUAAAUAACCCCUUGGGCGAGGCCAAGCACAAACUAUUAGUUUGGUGAGAAACACAAGUUGCGAAGAAAAGUCCAAAUGGACAGAGAAAGAUAUCCCCAUGAGAUGGACUAGCUCUCGGCUUCACAGACCCCAAAUGUAAUGCUUUGUUCAGCUAGUGGCAUGUUAUGUAAUUAGCCUUUGAUGCAGACUCUAGCUCGUCCUCAUAACAAUUCUGUUUUAUAUUUCCUAGGCUGCUCUAACACAACUGAUCCAGUAUUAUCACAGAUUUCAGAAAAUUUUAUCUCAACAUCCUUUUAAACGGCUUCCGAUCCGGAGUGAACUGAUUAACAUUCAUCAUGUGAUGGUGGAGGUCAAAAAACACAAAACAACGUUUUGAAUAAUUAACAAGGCUUCUGAACGAAACAUCCAAGUUCCCUCUCUAGGUUUCUUGCCAGUGAAGGGAUAUCGGACUACAGUAGUCAUACUACGAUAAGCUACAAACAGUUUUACAAUCAGCCACGACAAAAGCAUCUAGAAAACCUGUUCUGGUACUUUAAACCACAUGAGGGUUUUUGUGUUCAAACGUCGAACUUUCAGCAACCCGAAACUUAUACCUUGAUUAAAAGCAUGAGAGGUUGUUUGUUUGAAUAAAUUAAGAGCGGCGUUUUAAAUUGCAACGUUUGAGCCGUAUUUCCUUUUAAGUUCCGCUGCGAAUUUCGAUUUUUGAAUGGGUCUGGUUCCAGAAUAUUUCAUGUUGAAAACCCUAUGCGUAAUCCAAAAGAACAGACAUUUGUAAGGUCAAACGUUCUCACUUUCAAGAAAGUCCAACACUUUAAAAAUUUUGUGUUCCCAUUCUUGGCUAAGUUUGAAAACUUCUCUCAGAAACGAUAUGCGUAAUGGUUAGAAAUUGGGUCCACAAUUUAAUGACAAAUUUAGAUUGAAUAAAGGGCAAUUAAGCAUGUUAAAGAUCGUUGAAGUGCAAUGUCUUAGAGAGGUCUGAUAUCAUGCCAAGUGAAAACCAUAGUAAG
Pocillopora meandrina is the source of this 12712-nucleotide messenger RNA. NCBI's taxonomy places the organism in Eukaryota, Metazoa, Cnidaria, Anthozoa, Scleractinia, Pocilloporidae. The record is from the annotation of a GenBank genome assembly.